AUGUCAGAGAAAUUUACAGAUACCAAAACUAUCGAACCAAUCGUAUCCUUCACCAAGGAUGAUUUAGAGUCGAAAAACCUACAUGUCUUGGGGACAAUUCAGUCGCCAAGUGGGAAAGAAGUUGCGAUCACCAACAAUGUGGAUCAGGCUAUGAAAUUUGUUGUUGAGCAUCAAGACGAUCUAGUUGAAAUAUCCGAGGCUGAAGAUCGGAAAUUGUUGAGAAAGAUUGAUAUGUUUAUGUUGCCCAUCAUGUGUUUACUUUAUUGCUUCCAAUUUAUGGAUAAGUUGAGUACAAGUUACAGUUCCAUUUUGGGGUUGAGAACUAGUUUGAAUAUGACUGGUGACAUGUAUAGCUGGACUUCAACAUGUUUUUAUUUGGGCUAUUUGGUGUUUGAAUUCCCAGCUUCGUUUUUGCUUCAACGUUUCCCGGUUGCCAAAACAGUUGCCGUUUUCAUCAUGUUAUGGGGCAUGAUUCUUGCAUUAUGCUCUGUACCGGAAUAUCCGGGGUUCAUCGCCUUGAGAACUAUUUUGGGUAUGAUGGAAUCUUCAGUGACACCUGCUUUUGCAAUUAUUACUUCACAAUGGUACAAGAAAGACGAACAAUUUUUGAGAACCUCGUGGUGGUUUGCCUCAAAUGGUAUAGGUACUAUCGUUGGACUGGCCAUCGCUUAUGGUUUGUAUGAAAACCAAGGAUCGUAUACAUUACCCGCUUGGAAAUUGGUGUUUGUUGUUACGGGAGUUAUCACAGUAUUUAUGGGUAUCUUGAUAAUGAUUCACAUUCCAGACACACCAACGGGUGCAUGGUUUCUUAAUGAUCGUGAAAAGUUAAUGGUUGUAGAAAGAAUAAGAUCUAAUCAACAAGGUUUUGGUAAUCGUCUGUUCAAAAAGCAUCAGUUUCUUGAGGCACUCAAAGAUAUCAGGACUUGGCUUUUCUUUUUAUUUGCAUUAUCUUCAGAUAUUCCAAACGGAGGUAUUACAAGUUUUGGCGCCAUUUUGCUUAAUGAAGAUUUUGGAUACUCAACAUCAAAGUCGUUGCUUAUGAAUAUGCCACAGGGAAUGGUGGAAAUAGUUGGGUGUGUCUUGUUUGCCUACUUGACCAAAUUCGUCAAAUCCAGAAUGUUGAUGGCCAUUGCAAUCACGGCCGUCACUGUUAUGGCCGAGUGUUUGUUGGCAUUUGCUCCAACAAAAACUGGAAGGUUAACCGGUCUCUACUUAUAUGCACUUGGUCCCGUUGGCUUUAUCUGUUUAAUUUCACAAGUCUCAUCCUCGGUGGCUGGCCACACAAAGAAAGUCACUGUGAAUUCUAUAAUGUUGAUAGGUUACUGUGUGGGUAACCUUAUUGGCCCACAAACUUUUAUUGCAAAUCAAGCACCAGGAUACCAGGGAGCCAAAGUUGCCAUUGUUGUUUGCGGUAUUGUAUCAUUGUGCUGUUUGAUUGGCAUUUAUGUUUCUUAUUACUUGGAUAACAAAAAGAGAGAUGCCUUACCGCCAGUUGAUAUGAGCCAUAUCGAAAAUUACGAGUUUGCCGACUUAACAGAUAAGGAGAAUCCAAACUUUAGAUAUGCUCUAUAG
Molecule: messenger RNA, 1572 nt
Organism: Lodderomyces elongisporus
Lineage: Eukaryota; Fungi; Ascomycota; Pichiomycetes; Serinales; Debaryomycetaceae
Product: allantoate permease family MFS transporter
Exons: 1
Coding region: 1-1572 (523 amino acids)
Biological process (GO): dipeptide transport; transmembrane transport; tripeptide transport
Cellular component (GO): plasma membrane
Molecular function (GO): allantoate transmembrane transporter activity; dipeptide transmembrane transporter activity
Source: RefSeq, a predicted model, not a curated record